Messenger RNA from Fibroporia radiculosa, 2520 nucleotides. RefSeq lists its product as uncharacterized. Gene Ontology annotation, molecular function: aconitate hydratase activity; 4 iron, 4 sulfur cluster binding. The coding region runs from base 1 to 2520 and encodes 839 amino acids. The transcript is spliced from 17 exons. The record is from RefSeq and is a predicted model, not a curated record. Lineage: Eukaryota; Fungi; Basidiomycota; Agaricomycetes; Polyporales; Fibroporiaceae. Gene Ontology annotation, cellular component: cytosol; mitochondrion.
AUGCCCAUGGCUAGCUGCCGCACGCUAGGACGAUGUACUGCGAACUCUAGGUUUUCUUGCUUGUCUCGGUCCUUCGCUACUCACGCAGCUAUACCCACUGAAAAAGAGUGUUCCUCAAUAACUCCUCCAUACUCACGUCUACUUGGAAACCUGUCUGAUGUUCGGCAUCUUCUAGGAAACAGACCUCUUACUCUCGCAGAGAAAAUCCUCUACAGUCACAUUGCAGAUCCCGUGAAAAGUCUCGCAAAUGGGCAGCUUAAGCGAGGGGAGACAUACCUUCAGCUUUCACCUGAGAGGGUUGCUAUGCAGGAUGCAUCAGCUCAAAUGGCGUUGUUGCAAUUCAUGAGCGCUGGGAUGUCCAAGUGCGCGGUUCCCACCAGUAUACACUGCGACCACCUGAUACAGGCAGUAGAUGGCGCAGAAGCCGAUUUGAAGCGUUCCAUCACCUCGAAUCAAGAAGUGUUUGAUUUUCUUGAGAGCGCUGCACGCAAGUAUGGCAUAGAAUUCUGGAAACCAGGAUCUGGCAUCAUUCACCAGAUUGUCUUGGAGAAUUAUGCAGCACCUGGGAUGCUCAUGCUUGGAACGGAUUCACAUACUCCCAAUGCUGGCGGUCUCGGAAUGCUUGCUAUUGGUGUCGGAGGAGCAGAUGCCGUAGAUGCCAUGACAGGAACUCCUUGGGAACUCAAGGCACCUCACGUUGUCGGUAUUCAUUUGACUGGUCAGCUGUCUGGAUGGGCUACGCCAAAGGAUCUAAUCCUUCAUGUUGCUGGAAAGCUUACUGUCAGGGGCGGGACCGGUCGGAUUCUGGAAUAUUUCGGUCCUGGAGUUUUUAACCAGUCGUGCACAGGAUUGGCUACAGUUGCAAAUAUGGGUGCGGAGGUAGGGGCUACGACAUCCACAUUCCCCUAUACGCCUAGUAUGCGCAACUACCUUAUCGCGACUGGGCGUGCUCCCGUAGCGCGCGCAGCCGACGAGGCAGCUUCCACAGGCUUCCUGGCUGCUGAUGAUGGUGCCGAAUAUGAUGAGGUUAUUGAGAUUAAUUUGUCGGAACUGGAGCCAAGCAUCAAUGGACCAUUUACUCCCGACCUUGCCACCCCACUGUCUAAAUUCGGCUCCUUCAUCAGAGAACAAGGAUGGAAAGACGAGAUAUCGGCCGGACUUAUUGGAUCUUGCACCAACAGUUCAUACGAGGACAUGACUAGUGUCGCCAACCUUGCAAAGCAAGCCCAAGCCGCAGGUCUUAACGUUAAGGUGCCCUUUCUCUGCACUCCCGGAUCAGAGCAGAUUAGAGCAACUAUGGAGCGGGACGAUGUCACCAACACUUUGCAAGGCGUCGGUGCCGUUGUUCUGGCCAAUGCAUGUGGUCCAUGUAUUGGGCAGUGGAAAAGGGAGGACAAGAAAGAGGAAGAAAAUGGCAAGUUACAUCUGGCAUCACGUCCCGAAGUGCUUCUCAUUCUAUGUUUUAGCAAUUUUGACAUCUUUCAAUCGGUGAGACGAUCGUCAGUAGGACUCAAGUUGAACCUUACCUUCCGCACAUCCAGCAAUUUCAAGUCGCGUAAUGAUGGUAAUCGACUGACGAUGAACUUCCUCGCUUCUCCCACUAUCGUUACUGCUAUGGCAUUUUCCGGAAAGCUAUCAUUCAACCCUAUGACUGACGCAAUUAUGACCCCUUCUGGGAAACCAUUCAAAUUCUCGCCCCCUGUGGGCCAGGAUUUGCCUUCUGCCGGCUUUACACCGGGGGAGACAGCUUUCUACCCUAUGCCCAUACCUGAGCCCCAGCCUGAAACAGAAGUGAUUGUUCGAAGGGAUUCGCAGCGAUUGGAGCUCCUAGAGCCAUUUCCUAGCCAUUUUGGAGAGGAUUGCGGAAACAUGAGAGGAUUAGAGUUGCCCACUUUAAAGGUGCUCAUGAGAGUCCGGGGUAAAUGUACGACUGACCACAUAUCUGCUGCGGGCCCAUGGCUCAAAUACAAAGGGCAUCUUACCAACAUUUCCGAAAAUCUUCUGAUAACGGCCACUAAUGAUGAAGGAGGCGAUGUGAAUGUCGCAUUUGAUCACGAUCACACUGCCUUGGAAAGCGAGACGGACACUAUCCCCGGUGUCGCUAAGCGGUUCAAAGCACGCAAGCAGCCCUGGGCAUUGGUUGUCGACGACAAUUAUGGCGAAGGGAGUGCGAGGGAGCAUGCCGCUCUCCAGCCUCGCUUCUACGGUUGUGCCAUGAUUGUUGCGCGAUCCUUCGCUCGCAUACAUGAAACCAACCUCAAAAAACAGGGCAUUCUGCCGCUUUGGUUCGCUAAUAAAGCAGAUUAUCCUCGCAUCGGCGCUGGAGAUUCCGUUGAGACCAGCGGACUCGCUGAUCUACUCAAGGGCUUUCCGGAUGCUGUUAUCAAACUAAAGGUCACCCGGAGGAAUGGGGAAGUAUUCGAGAUCCUAACCAAGCAUACGAUGUCGAGUGACCAGCUCAAAUGGCUGCGCGCAGGAUCUGCACUCAACCACAUUCGCUCACAGAUAGCUUCGAGCUAG